This is a messenger RNA of Nannospalax galili (Upper Galilee mountains blind mole rat), 6061 nucleotides long. It is a transcript of the gene Bri3bp, whose product is annotated as BRI3 binding protein. NCBI's taxonomy places the organism in Eukaryota, Metazoa, Chordata, Mammalia, Rodentia, Spalacidae. Gene Ontology annotation, cellular component: mitochondrion. The transcript has 3 exons. Bases 91 to 843 code for a protein of 250 amino acids. The record is from RefSeq and is a predicted model, not a curated record.
AGCGCGCCCACGCGGUCCGGGUCGGAGUACUUGGCCGCAGUAAGCGCGGCCCCGUCCACCAUCCCCGCGACCCUCCGCUGGCGGCCGAGCAUGGGCGCGCGGGCGUCGGGCGAGCCCGGGGUCGGGGCCGGGGUGCGGUUGCUGCUGCUGCUGCUGUUGCUGCUGUUGCUCGGGCUGCUGGCUCCCGGCGCCCUAGGGGCGCGGGGCCGCGGCGCCGCGGACAAGAACAGCCACCGGCGCGCGAUCAACACCUUCUCGCAGAGCGUCAACAGCCUUUUUGGAGAAGACAACGUGCGCGCGGCUCAGAAGUUUGUGAUGAAGCUGACUGAGCGGUUUGUGCAGGGAGUGGAUAUGUUGGUGGAAGCUUUAUGGAAAGUUUGGAUGGAACUCUUGGAUGUCCUUGGACUUGAUGUGUCCAACCUGUCGCAGUACUUCAGCCCAGCCUCCGUGUCUAGCAGCCCAACCCGGGCCCUGGUGCUGGUCGGCGUUGUCCUGUUGGCAUACUGGUUCUUGUCUCUGACCUUGGGUUUUACCUUCAGCCUCCUGCACCUGGUGUUUGGUCGCUUCUUCUGGCUGGUGAGAGUCACCCUGUUUUCCAUGUCCUGUGUGUACAUCCUCCAUAAGUACGAAGGUGAGCCAGAGCAUGCAGUGCUGCCGCUGUGCCUCGUAGUGGCCAUCUACUUCAUGACGGGGCCCAUGGGUGUCUACUGGCGCAACAGCCCCAGCAACCCGGUCAGCCCCAGUGUGGAGGAGAAGCUCGAACACCUGGAGAAUCAGGUGAGACUGCUCAACAUCCGCCUCAACAGGGUGUUGGAGAACCUGGACAGCUCCAAGGACAAGUGAAGGUCAACUGCCUGGCUGGGUCCCCGGGCACCAGCUUUCGAUCUCAGAAGGCAGAUAAAGGGGAAAACAGCAACUCUACCAAACCCCAAACUUCCUCACCGAACCCCAAACCCUCCCAAUAAAAUGAGCACGAAUGGGGUGCCUGCUGUUUCAGCCUCACGCCAACCUUGGGACCCAUUGAAGAAGAAGGAAGAGAUCCCUUAUGUAGAACAAUGUGAAAGUGUUGCUAGUGGGGAAAGAAUAUUUUUUAAACAAAGGAUAUAACCAUAUUAGCUGUACAUUCAGAAAUUUAUCUGUGCAUAGAACAUAAAGUUGAUUUUUUUCAAGCAUUUAAAUACAUCUUUUGUAGGGUUUUUAAAUAAAGACAGAUUAAGUUGAGUUUAUCAGAACUCUGAAGGGAGGAACAUGCCAGCAUGACGUUUUUAGGGAAGUUUUCAAGUGCCCAAGUUUGUUUUUGCAGUGGAGUGGCUGGUGGGUGAGGUGUAUGCGCAUUACCUUUGUACUUCCAAACUGAGCUUUAUUUUAUAUCUCUUAGGGUUCCUGUCUUUAAUGAAUAUUGUCACUUGUCAUUGUGGGCAGUUGGGCUUCGGCAUGGAACUCUUAUUUCGGAUCCUAGGGCCGCUAUGAACACCCUCCCCCAUCUGUUGUGUUUCUUGAUGUCCAUUUCUGGUUUUGUGGUGCUGGGGAUGGAACCCAGACAUAUGUGGUUCUGGAGGAAAAUACUUGUAGAAGCACUGGACUUUUUUUCCUUCUGUAAUUUGAUAUAUUUUAACCUACAGCAUUUCCAGAAGGGAAGUGUAAGGACAGGGCUACAAAAUGUCGGGGUUUGACGCUAAGAGUGGAUCCUAGAGAUCAUUCCAGACUCCAGCAGAGUCCACUUCCCCUGUUUGCUAGCUAGGCCUGUAUAGGAAAGUUGGACCCUGAUGGUUUUUGCUUAUUUUUUAAAUUUGUUUUUAAUUGACUUAGGACCACAGAAGAAAAAGAAACCAUUCAUGGCUAGUAACAUUUUUCAUUCUGUUGCUUCUAGAAUAUUCUUAGGUAUAAGUGACCUUGAGGAGAUAGUUUUUCCUAAAACUUUUACAAUGACCUGUUAGGUGCUUUUUGUCUGCAGUCCAGGGCAUCGGUAUUUUAGGUGGUCUCUGAGGGCAGAGAGUUGGGCCAGGGGGAGCCUGGACAAAGUGUGGGCCAGAGGCUGGACUCUGAAAAGGAAGCUGACUGUUGCAGGAUGUGGCCAUGCAGGCUCCCUGGAUCAUCACCAUCUCUGUGGUCCUCCCAAUGUACCCUGGAGCCAUUCAGUCCCAUCAGCAGGUUGGUGGGAACACCAUCAGCUCUGAUGGGGACCCUGCUGGAAUAGCCUAGCUGACGCCUACUGUGGUGCGGUGCGUCUGUGAAGUGCUGUUUUGAUUGAUCUGGAACACACAUGCAGAGCUUUCAGAGGGCAUUAUCUGAAACUUCUGUUCCAGGCAGCUGGAAUGAGAACCAAACUCUUCCUGUAUUUGGUUUGCUUCCAGAGCCCACACUCGGGGCAUUCUCUCUUGGCAUUUGAGACACAUACCUUCUGGCAUGAGAUAUUCUGUAUAUGUCAUUCAGAUGCUGUAAAAGAAUCCACUUUAGCUCAGGGUGUGAGUGGCUGGGCAUAGUUAUUGUCCUCUUUCUACAUAUCUGGCCAUAUCUUCUGGCAACAGAAGAUUGCUUUGCAAAUGUUAGCUGGGGGAGAUGAGCUCUGUGUAAAGCUGAGUCCCCAGCCCUACCCUGGCUCCUUUUGCUGGUGGCCACUGAGGUGGCCACUCAGGUACCCAAGGUCAGGGUCUAGACAAUCCACUGUGGCUGAGUGUGGUUAUUCACACCUGCAGUCCUGGGGACAGAGGCAAAGGGAUCAUGAAUUUUAGGCCAGCUUCGUCUACAUAGCAAGUUCUUGGCUAACCAGGGCUUCGUAACAAGAACACCCUCCCCUCAAACAAAACAAAACAAAACACUCCAUUCUUCCCUGGCUCCUGCAUGAAACAGUAGGCUCCAGAGACAGGAUUAGCUAUCAAUAUAAUUUGUAGUAAACAGAUGAGGCACAUGUAUCCGGGUGCUGGUGGACUAAGACCACAAGUCUCCACUGAAAAUGAGAGUAAAAAUAGGCACUAUUUUUCCAGUCUGGCCAAGUGUUGACUCUGAAACCAAUUUUAUAGUUUGAUAUAUGCAUGUACAAGAUGCCUUCAUUUUAACUUUUUUGACUUAAUUUUUUUUUGAGACGGGCUCUCAUGUAUCCCAGACUGGCCUUGAACUUCCCCUGAUCGUCCCGCUUCCACCUCCUGAAUGCUUGGAUGACAGGCGUGUGGCACCACUCCCAAUGUGUGUAAUGCUGGGGUUGAAGCCAGGGCCUCAUGCCAUGUUAGGAGAGCACUCUACCAACUGACCCAUACCCCCAGAUGUCACACCAAAGUAAGAUAUUACAUGAAACUCUAAUAGAAGUCUCUUGUUAGGUUUGAAAUUUUCAAAUGGUGUUUACAUAAAUCUUACCUUGUUUGGAUGUGUUCUUAACCCCAAGUAGUUAAGGUUUGUUGUUUUUUCCUAUCUCCAGUCCAUGUAAGUGUGCAGCAUAUGGGCCUCCCCCUACUGUCUCUAUUCUCUCUUUUGUAUGUAGAAAGAUGUAUUUUUGUAUUUUAUCUUAUGUCUUAUCUUCAGGGCUGUGUGCAGCAAUACAUUGAAUAUUGUGGUAGAGAAACAUUUUGAUGGCAGCUACUGUGGAUCUGAUAUGUUUAAGGGUCAGGGGCUAGUAAGAUGCUCAGUGGGUUAAAGGCACUUACUGCCAAGCCUGUCAACCUGAGUCCAAUCCCUGAUACUCACAUAGUGGAAGGAGGGAACCGACUCCCACAGGUUUUCCUCUGACCUCUGAACAUGGGCUAUGGUACCCCCCCCACAAUAAAUACAUGUAUAAUUUUAAAAUGUAAAAUAAUAGGGUCAGGGUUUUAACUAUCUUAAUCAGUGUUAAUUUCCCAGUGUUUCUCAUAUGAAAUACUCACUUUACCAAGAACAGAAGGUGAGGCAGGAUCAGUUAAUCACUAAAGUGCUGGGCUCAGGUGAGUGUGUUGGGGUUAGAGAUUUUUGGUGGUGUUUUGGUUUUUUUAAGACAGGGAUCUCACAUAGCCUGGGUUGAUCUCAACCAGGCUAUGCAAUUGGGGUUGACCUUGGACUCCUGUUCCUUCUGUCUCCACCUCUGAGUGCUGAGAUUAGAACAGGCACCACCACGCUUGGUUUAUGCAGUGCUAAGGACCAAACCCAGGGCCUGGUGCUUGCUGGGUGAGUACUCUACCAACUGAGCACACCCCAAACUUGGGUUAGUGUUUCUACAGUGACCUCCUUGGACAUCUCCUGCCCUUUGGGUCCUUUUGUGGUGAGCCUCGGCCCUCUACCUCUUCCAGUAACAAAGUGCAGCUUAGAACUUCUUCACAGCUGGCCUUGUGACUGAGGGGCAACCUUGAGGGGUGGCUGCCAUUGGAAGGUUUAUAAUACAUGUCUUCAGAAACAAGACACAGCAGGCCACGUGGGUUAUGAGCAGGGAUGUGGGCUUGGGAUGGCCUUUGUAACCACCAGAGAAGUGGCCAGGAGGUGACAUCCUUCCUGGGUACUGAAUGAGAACCUUGCAAGUGGGGCUUAUGUUUGUGAGGGUUGUUUUUGUAGCCUACGGGGCUGCUGUGCAGGGCUGGUAUGAAUGGGGCUGCUGUGUAGGGCUGGUGUGAGUAGCUCUGCUCACUCUCCUGGGCCUGUGACUCAGCAUGCUCACAGAGGGAUUGGGAAUAAAAUGUCCAGGAACCCAGAUGUGGUAACACACACUUACAGUCCUAGAACUCUGGUGGCUGAGGUAGGAGGGUGGUGAGUUCAAGGCUAGCCUAGGCUACAUAGCAUGACCUUAUCUCAAAAACAAAAGUCCAAGAGUCAGUAGAGAAGCUAAAGACAGUUUCUGCAACUUGAGGCUGGUGGGCAUCCUGAAGUGGCUCUUCUGUGUCCUUGCUGCUAUGUUUUGAGACUGGGCCGCUCUCUAGCCUAGGCUGCCUUUGAACUCCUGAGCCUUCUGCCUCAGCUUCCUCAGUGCUGGGAUCUCAGGCCAGCACGGAUUCCUUGCUAGUCCCCUUUGAUAAAUAGCAUCACCCCUAAGGGGUGACCACUCACUACUUCCCCAGUGGGUUUCUAAUCGGUUUCUAAAAGGCAGUUCUUAUUGUGCACCUCUAGUUACCAGGAAUUUCCAAGGCUCUUGAGGUGUCACCUGCCCCUCCCAGCCUUUUUUAUUUUCGGGUCCUGGGGGUGGAGCCCGGGCUGAACAUGAGCUAUUACACACACACACACACACACACACACACACACACACACACCUGCGCCCCCCCCCCCACAUGCAAGCUGCUUUUCAAAAUGUCCUAAUGAUCAUUCUGCAUUGUUUUUGUUUAUGGCCAUUUGAGUAGUUGGACUUUGGGCUCCUCACCUGUGAAUCGUAGAAUUAUAGAUAUUUUGUGUGAUAUAAUACAGUACCUUUAACAACUGGACAGCCAGUGAUGUGUUCUGUUGUGUCAGCAAGCUUCAGCCUGUCACUUCCUUCUGUGUUUUUGCUCCUUUGGUGAUUCCUUGACAGGAAGGACACCUGUGAGAAUCCAUUUUUCUCUCUUGGUGAUGCAAGAAAUUGUCAUCCACACCAUCUCCUAGACACCUGUGGUAGACAGUAGCAUAACUGACCUGCCCCAAUGUCUCUGCAGAUUUCAGGCUUUUACUGUGUAGUGCCAGUUUCUUGUCCCCAAGUGUGAUAAACCUCUACAUAUUGUGUAAUUGAAUUGAUUUCUUGUGACGGUGAUUAUGUAAUUAAAACCUCUUGAGGUAAUUAUUUCCCUGUUCUUAGCUGGAAAUCACAUUCCUUUUAUCAAUAGUAUCUUCCUGGUUGAGUUUAUAUUUGUGUAUCUACUUAUGAAUUUUUAUAUAGUAUUUAGUUUGAUACAAUAGGAAGCCAUUUGGUGUGAACGUAGUGGGGUAUGUAUGCGCGUGCGCUUUAGUUCAUGAACCUUGGGAAGCUGAGUCCACAAAUGUCUUCUAUAGAAAAUGCAUCAGGCUUAUAUUUUAUUGCAAAGUGAUAAAUACAUUCCUCAUUUAUUAAUCACUGGCUUUGGUAUUAGAGACAUUUGUAGAUUGAUUUCAGAACUGAAUUAAAACAUUGUGAAAAUUACAGCUUAAUAAAUGUUUAUUGUAA